Mollisia scopiformis is the source of this 2346-nucleotide messenger RNA. RefSeq lists its product as uncharacterized. The record is from RefSeq and is a predicted model, not a curated record. The transcript has 4 exons. Bases 1 to 2346 code for a protein of 781 amino acids. Lineage: Eukaryota; Fungi; Ascomycota; Leotiomycetes; Helotiales; Mollisiaceae.
AUGGCAUCAGUCGAGCCUCUACCUCCAGCCGAAUGGUAUAAGGAUGUAGCUAUUCUCAAGCUUAUUUCGGGUGGGAAUGCCAUCAAGAUCUCACAAGGCCUGGGCAUACCUCUCGCUCUCUACGACCAUUUCCGAAUGCAAUUCACGCAUUAUUCCGAAGACAAUGGUCUCUUAUCCAUGCCCAAUACCCAGACUUUUUCGGCCUCCUACGACCUUUCCAGAGCGUCACCAGACUUCCUCAAGUCUCUUUGGAGAGCCAUGCUAAAUGAUGCGAAGAAAGCCAACAACCCAUAUCGUCGUCUUCCAUCCCAGCCUCCUCCGACCACCACUAAUACUCCUGCCGCCUCUCCCCUAGAUCUCAGGCCCUCGAAGUUUCCUCAUAAUCUGCUGCCUGGUACUAACCGCAAUGACUUGGAAAAUAUCCUCGCUCGCCAGGCCCCCUACGACACAUGGCGUCGUGAUUUCCUUGCCGUAGUCUCCCCAUCAUUCGAUGAGGCAAAACACGAGAUUGUGUCGUAUAAUAUCUACGAUCAGACUGUCUGCUGCAUUGAUGGGCCUUCACCUUUUGAGUCGGUCUUGUCCCGCGCUCAGUCAUACCGACAAGCUUACAUUCCCUUCGUGGUUCGAUUGAAAGGGACGAAUGAUGGUGAAGCGUUUUUUGCUCGCGAGGACCACCGCCCUCAGCGUCCUCCUCCCCCCUCGCCCAGCGCUACUUUUCGCCUGACAACUUAUGUCAAGUCCUAUCUGCGCCGGGGUUCGGCUAUUCUUGCGCUUCCCUUCCGACCUGCUCUAGAACGCCUGGGUCAAACCGACCUCUCCAAUGAAGCCGGAGCCGAACCGAGUCCCAACUCCCCUGCUUCGGGCCUCGACCGCUCCUCCUCACAGCCUCAGAAUACCGUUGCCCCAGGACUUUCCAACGGCGGAACUCUCCUUGCCACACCGACUUCGAGCCUGGACCCUUCUGCUGCCACGGAGGCCGCUCUAGCAAGUGCAUCUUCUUCUGGUGAUAAUCCUCUUGCCGCAGGCUCUCGCCACCCAUCUCCCUCUCCAACUACCUCUAGUGAUGGGACCCUCCCACUCGAGUCGAGUCUCACCAGCGGUCCGGGAGAAGAGGAUCGAGUACCCGACUCACGUGGUCGAAAGAGGCCCGUGGUUUGUGUCCCUGACGAUGUUGAAUCUGACGACCUCUACUCCGCGACCCCUCGUCCGAAGAAGCGUCUUCAGUCCUCUCCCCCUGAGCACGAUGGUGUUACUGGUGACAUCAGUGAUACCAAUGACGAAGAAGAGCCUGCAGAAGACAUCCUUGCGAAAGAAGCAGUGCCACCCGAGCUUGAGGACGAGGAUGAUCUUAGAGUCGAAAUGUUGCAGAACCUUGAAGAUCUAGUUACCCGGCGCUGCGAGAACAUGACCCAUUCGGUAUACAAGGCCACAUGUCAGCUCUAUACGGGUGCCAAUAAGUUCACCAACGUUCAGGCGAGUCCUCGACAAAAGAUCCCACUACCGGGCACGAAGGGCAACCAUGCUUGGCUCCAGCAGCUACUCUGCUCAUUUUGGCUCCUCGUUCGUUUUAGGGUCUGUGGAGGUGCCUUUUGCUGUGAUGAUCCUGGUGUUGGCAAGACUCGGGUAUUUAUACUCGUGUACCUUACCCACCUAUUUGCCAGAAUCUGUGAAUCCUCGGUUCGGCUCUUCGAGGCUGGAAAGAGCGGCUGUGAGCAUCUACCGCCAGACGCGCCACCAGGCUCAGUCUGUCCAUCCCAGGAUCAAUUUCCUGUCCAAUGUAUCUGCGUGCCCGGCAGCCUGACCCGCUAUUUCCUUGGCAACCUGGGCCCAGCGUUGAUGUUUUGCCACAACGACGAGGGAAUUCAGACUUGGGAGAAGCAGUUUGAUGAAUUCAUCGAUGUUGACAGCGCCUUUUGGAAGAAAUGGAAUGUCAAGCCUGAGCUCUUCAUACAAGUCUCCAAGAAGACCCAUGGCUCUCGCAGAUGCCCCGACUCCUCCAAGCCUCAGUUAUGGGCGAACUGGGGUGGGCCCGGUCCUACGUAUCCCAAUCCGAAAUCCACCGCCAAGCUUGUCCUCACCAUGCCUCAGUCCUUCUUCAAGAACGUUGUCCAGGAAUUCGGCCGGCCAGCCACGCCUGCAGAGAAGGCCUUGUGGGCUGAGAAGAUGGCAAAGCGUGAUCCAGCACGGCAUGGAUUUCUCAAGCACAUUCCUGUUCCUAAAGAGUGGCCAGAUCCAAAGAAGCGCCUGGAAAACUAUCAUCCCCGUGUUUUCUGGUCUCUCGUUGGUCGUGAUGAGUUCCACCUAGAUUAUACUAUGGCCACGGCCCAGAUGAGAGCCCUCCGCUAG